CUUUAAAUUCUCCAAUGCGAUUGUUGUGGCAAAUGACGUAAGCGAUUGUGCAGCCAUGGGUCCUGGGAAAAGGGAUCUGAAAGACUGAUCAUUAAGCAAGAGCAGAAUUUAAUAACACAGCUGGCAAAAGCCUGGAAAGUAUGUGUGACGAACUUCCUUCCAGUAAUUAGCAUUUUAUAGAGCGAGAAGCACGAAAAAAAAAAAAAAAAAAAAAAAAAAGACACAGCGCUUGUCAACAUGUUGAAAACUAGCGGUCUUCUUGUUUGAAUUUGAUCUAAACGUUUUAGCAACACUCUUCCAGGAAGAGAGCUGCUAAUGCUUUUUUUUUUAAAGGCAGCCCAUGCAUUAAAUUUCAAAACUCUUCGAUUAUAAUUAAGUUUUCUUAAAUGAUUGAAAUGCUGAUAUUGGAGCAAGGAGCGUGGUCGACGUUCUAAGUUUAUUUUAGAAGCUCACUUCUCUUCCGGUACAGUUGAAAAAGCUUAUACACCGCCGCAAGGCCAGGAUCAUAUGGGAUCGCAAGUAUCUUCAGCCACGAUGAGUGCGCGAGCGGGGAGGAACAGCGACGAGGUGGUCCUUUCUCAGCCCCUCUGGGACUAUUUAACCGCGGGCCAGCAGCACGUGGCGGAAUUCCAGGCGAAGCACGGUCUGUGUGUGGUGAGGCAGAGCGAGAGCCCGGGCUGCUGUACAGUCAGGCUGCGGCCCAGCGAGGGCGAGGGCCCCGUCUCCACGGCGACCCGCAAGGCCUUUAUUUCCCUGUGCAGGGCCGUCCACAAGGAAAUGACCAAACAAGUGACGCCCAAGAGAAAGCGUUCUCUCCGGGAGGCCCUGAGGCGCGUGAGCGGGAGGGACGAGGACGGCCCACGCAGGUCCCAGAGGCAGAAGCUGAGGAAGGAGCAAGCCACAGAGUUUGAGGAGCAGCCGCCGAGCCAGGAGAGCCCCAGCGUGAAAAUCGAAGGGGAGGAGGAGCCCAGCUGCUCCAUUUGCAUGGGCGAGAUGGUGGAGAAAAAGACUCUGGACAAGUGCGGCCAUUCCUUCUGCAAGAGCUGCCUGGAGCGGGCUUUCCAGGUGAAGAGGGCCUGCCCGGUGUGUCGGCUGGUCUACGGGCAGCUCGUCGGGAACCAGCCUCAUAACGGCAGGAUGAUUGUGGAGAGGGAGCCCGACUUGGAGCUGCCGGGACACGAGGGCUACGGCUGCAUCUGCAUCAUUUACAGCUUCCUGCCCGGGAUUCAAGGGGAAGAGCACCCCAAUCCGGGGGUGUGUUACCCGGGCACAGACAGAGUGGCGUACCUGCCGGACAGCCCCGAGGGGAACCGCGCCCUGGCCAUGCUGAGGAAGGCCUUCGAUCAGAGGCUUAUCUUCACCAUCGGCACCUCCAUGACCACGGGCAUGAACAACGUCAUCACCUGGAAUGACAUCCACCACAAGACAUGCAUCUGGGGCGGCCCGCGCUGCUUCGGUUAUCCGGACCCUACCUAUCUCGUGAGAGUGAUGGAGGAGCUUCGAGAGAAGGGAGUCACUGCCGAUUGAGGGCAGGGGAUGCUGCCCCUCCUAACCUGUCCCUCCUAGCCUGCCCCUUCCACUUCCUGAUGCUUCUGUGACCAGCACGGGACUCCCGACAGUCCCCAGCCUCUCUUGAGGCCCUGGUCCGGACCCUCGGUCCGUGUGACCCAUUCCUGUGGAGCCGGGGUCCAGUCUUGCAGAUGUACCUGUUUUGUUUCGGCGCACACUAGCUCCAACCCAUUGCACUUGUGAGUGUGCACAUUUGUUGAAAUUGUAAUCUCUUUUUUUUUUUUUGUUAGAUAGGGGGUGAGUAUUUUAUUUGUGCAGGAAAAUAUCUUUGUAAAACCUGUACGAGUGGGGAUGUUCACUUGCCCUGCACCCCAAUCCUGUUUUGUGUUUUUAUGUGUGUGUGUUUUUAUAUGUAUGUUGUAUUGUUCUUAAAAUGCACUCUUCUAAAUCUGACUGCAGUUAUUGCAGGAAUUAUCCCAGCAGUAAACAUUCUGCCCUGUUUGUAGGAGGUUUAUUGAUUAACUGUUGGACCUUAAAGGGAUCAUCAGUGUUUUCUUAAUAUUUAAUUUCUUACUUUAAUAUUUUCUAUUGUGUGUGUUCCGUAUAACUCUCUUAGAUCAUUGUCAAAAAUGCUUCUAAAAAGACUGCUCUAUUCAGGUGGGUCAGUGCACUGUAGCCCACAAGUGAAUCCUUGUGCACUGAAGCCUGUUUGACACUCGAAGUGUGAAUUAUUCAGAGCAGACUAACAGGUAAGAAAUUCAAUAUUAGGACAUUUUAAAGGAUAUUGCAUGUCACAAGUUCAGAUUUAGCAUGGAUCCGAUUGCGGGGCAAGUGAAUCAGCCCCCCCCCCCCCACACACACACACGACGGUACUGUAUGUUUGCAAACGGGUCAUUUUAGCAGCAAAGCAGAGACGUUCUUCUUCUGCUCAGAACUGCCUACCUGUGUUUUUUCUCUGAGAGGGAGAUUAAGGAGACGAGGGCACAGAAAAAAAAUAACCAGGCUGAGUAUACUUCAAACAAUCGCAACGGGACUGACAGCAUGCAAUCCCAGAGCUCGGAUCUAAACCACUGUUCAAGAGCGGAUUGAAGCUCAGCAGAGCCCCUAACGCUGGACAUUAUAAGAGACAGGGUCAGCUUUCAGAAACUCCAUUCUGAUCCGAAGCGUGCAUCACUUCCAAUUCCUAUCUACAGUUGUACAGAAUCUAGGUGGGGGUUUUGAACUCCCAUUUUCAUUCUUAAAGAUUAGGUAACUUCAUAUUUCAAUCUCUUUGUGUAAUUCCUGCUUUACCUGUUGACCUGUGUGGUUAUUGUGAGUGUUUCUAAUUGCAAUGCAUGCUUAUUUUUUGUCUGUUAGGAUUAGUUUAAGAGCUGCUCUACUCUUCUGGCGUCUUAAAUAUAUUUAAUCCAGGCUAGUGUCUUUAUAGAAGUAUAAGUCAGUGCCAUCUAGGGAUCUGACACUUUCAAAACGUGAUUUGCAGGCAGUCCACCACUAAUAUAAAGACACUCUGGCUAGCCUAAAUUAAAUAUGUCCAUGGCAGACUAGAAGUACAGAACAGCUCUUGAAUGUCAAAGCACCUUAACAAUGAAAAAUCCGACACACUUUACUGGAGUCAGAACCCCUCGGAGGGGCUGCAAACCUCAUACAAAGGUAAAGAGUCGAUUUUCUAAAAAUCCCCAAAUCUGCUUUUCAGUAGAUCGCUCUCCUUCACGUCCGUGAAUCAUUUCUUCAUCGUUUUGCUUGUUUGAGCUACUCGGUCUGGUUACGUUUCACAGCCCUCUCCGGAUUAAAAGAUGCUGUCUUUAAAAAUAAUAAUACUGAGACAAACUGUGCUGUGUAAAUAGGUCAUAAAAAAAGGGAACGUACUUACCAGUUUCUAUGUGUUAUAUUUUGUCCUAGCCUUCAUGGCUGGCUUUGUAGGACCAUCAAAAGCAGCAAUCAUGGGCUGCUACCUACAGCUAUGGCUACAGGUUUUGUAUCACCCUAUAGAAUUAACUAAUUUUGUUUCACACAGUCGAGUGAAACCUGAUGAAUAAUGUUUAUGUAACAUAUUGAAUUACAUGCCACUUUGUAGUUCUCCAUAUACUUAAAGAUAAAAUACUGUACUACUAUUAUGGCUUCCGGUAGACAUUUGCGAUAUCAACAUGAUGUUAAAUAAAAUAUCUAAAUAAUGUUCAUAUAGUUUUUUAUUGUCUCAAUCAUAAAAUUGUAGGUGAUGCAAAACUUGUGGCUAUAUAUGAAAGGUUGAAAUAAAUCUACCAGGAAGUAUAAUCUUUUUUUUUUUUUUUGUAUGGUUCUUGAUUUAGAAUGUAAGCCCUCCCAAUAUAUUCUCUUUUAGCUUAUAAAUAACCACUAUAUCUGUUGCAAUUCUAGCACAAACGGGCACUUUUCAUUUGCUGGAAGGCCUGGGUUGCAUGGUAACGGAGACUGCUACCCUCUCGCCUUUUAAAGAAGGGUUGUGAAACGAAGACUCCCUUUGCAGAGCACUUCGGCACAUCCCUGGUUUUACUGUGAGAUUAAACUGCUGUGAGUUUCUUACCUCUUACUAGAACUAGCUAGACUAUCACUGGCCCCCCAUUCUCUUUUGUUAGGAGAUCUUUUGGUUCAUGGAUUUUGUGCUUGAUUUCGGAAUAUGAUUUCAAAGACAACGCUCUAGAUUCCUUCAAAGGAAUUGAUGUUUUUAGAGACAUCAUAAUUGUUCAACUGAAUUUGAAGCCAAUUUAAAUGACUAACAGACAGUGACGUCAAUUGAAGUAAUUUGUUGCCACUGUGAGAAGCUCGUUUUAACAGAAUGCUGCCAGUUGCAAUUUUGCAAUUGAUUAUGGAACUGAUUAAAAGGGAAUGGGAAUUAGGAACUGAAUUUACAAAGGAGUAACUAAAGAACAGGAAUUGACCCCUUGGCUUCACUUCACAUGUUAGUCGUAAUCGAUGUGACCUACAGCACAGGUACCAGGAUGCAGCAGUUUAUCUACAUAUAAAAGCAAGCACAGAGCCAACUCAUUCCCAGAGCAGUAAGGGGACAGUAAUAACACUAAUAAAGCUAGUAAGAGGAAAUAAAACCGGUGACCUUUUAAUUUAAUCUUGAAAUCCAAAAAGGCUUCAGUCUCCAUCGUUAAUCCAGCACCUUCCAGCAGCACUUCAUCUUAAUUUAUUGUUAAAAUUAUUAUUAUGGAUACAGCUGAAAUCGUCCUUUCUUUCAGUGAUGUUGCACUAUGCCACUGAACUCAUGAAACAAUGUGGAGUAAUAAGUUUUGCAGGCAUAUUUGUUUUAGUAAAACAUAAUAAUAAUUGAGAUGCAGUACGUAUGCAUUCGAAUAAGAUUGUAAUCUUUAUUUCUGUACUUGUUGCUGUCAGUUCGUGUGCACACUAGAGUUGUUUUCUGUCGUGUUUGUGGGUCCCCACACACGGGUUUAUAUAGUUCAGUGCCUUACUUGCUCUGUGCAGUUUGAAAGAUGAAGUAUCGCUUUUGCCUUGCAAAUUGGAAAACAAAAAAAACCUACCUAUCAGAAUUCAAUCCUGAACAGUGGCGGCUGGAGUUUUAACAUCGAGACUGCUCUGAAAGGUUUGAAUCAGGCUUGCAAACCAAAUGGCACCGUGGUCAAUUUCACAAACCCUCCAUGCAGUUUGCACAGUAUGGGUAUACAGGAGAUGUUUCUAAUGGAGCUAAAUAUAUCCGGUUAGCUUUAUAGCCCACCCCCCAAUUAAAACCACUUUUUUUACAGUCAAGAUUUACUCCUAGAUAGCUAUCAUGCAUUCAACAGUGGAUAACCAUGUGAUGGUUGUCUAGCAUUGUCAUUGAAACCAGACUAUGCAAUGACAGUCAUAAAACAUUAAGGUCCAGGGACCAGCUUCACUAUAGAGAUUAUAGUGCGUUGAAUGGCUGUGUUUAAAAAAAGAAAAAGCAAAUGCUACACCUUCAGCUCUCUACUUUCUAUGCACUAGCAAACAAAUUGCACAUUGUUGUCUCUUAAAUUGGGUGCAAUCCUGCUUUUUUUAAAUAGUUUUGUUAAUUUCUAUUUUCAAACUUCUUUAUACAAAAAAAUAAAUGAAAAUACUACUUUGCUUUGUUGUACUCGCCGUCGAUACUGACAAUAAAGUAUUUCUGUUUUGAAA
This is a messenger RNA of Acipenser ruthenus (sterlet), 5622 nucleotides long. Its product is annotated as probable E3 ubiquitin-protein ligase DTX3. Gene Ontology annotation, molecular function: metal ion binding. NCBI's taxonomy places the organism in Eukaryota, Metazoa, Chordata, Actinopteri, Acipenseriformes, Acipenseridae. The transcript is spliced from 5 exons. Gene Ontology annotation, biological process: protein ubiquitination; Notch signaling pathway. The record is from RefSeq and is a predicted model, not a curated record. Bases 508 to 1527 code for a protein of 339 amino acids.